UGCCAAAAUUAAUGUUUCUCGUCUUCGCCUAGUUGAGUUCACUGCCAUUUCUGAACUGCAAAACACAGAACUGAUCACAACACUUUAGAUCUCUCUCUACAAAAAGUAAUGCAAAAACUAACCUCAGACUCACCCUCACCGUCAACUUCCACGUCAUCAACUCCGAUCACUAAAACAGCCGAACGACCGCCGUUUCUCAAGAAGUCAAAAACAUCCAUCACCGACGACUCUCACUUUCCCGGUCCACUCUUUCCCUCCGUCCGCCGUAUCUCCUCCUCUCCGUCUCCUCCGCCUUCCGUCCGCUCUCAAUUUCCUCAUCUCCGCGUCUCCGUCAACACCGCCAAUGACUCGUCUUCACCUCCCAGUGACGCUACUAACAUUGUCGACAACAGCUUUUCAGGUCGGGAUUGGGUGUAUCCGUCGUUCCUCGGAGCUCACGUGGCGGCCAAUCGAGUACCGGUGAAAGGUCGCCGUGGUAAUAACGUUGUGGAAGAGAAGAAGACGGUGUUUAGGGAUUCGGUGAAAGUAAAGGCGGAGGUAAAGGCGGAGAAAAAAGAAGCGGAAACGGGUCGAGAUUUGGUGACUCAGUCCUGUUCGAGUUUGAAUUCUUUGACUCAGUCGAGUUCUUCAAGGAUUAGUUCUAGUAGUAGUAGUCGAGGAGGCUUAUUUAAAUAUUCUUUUUUCUUUUAUUUUCUCAUUUUCACUUGUAUAUUGUCAGUAUCUUUUUCGAUCGACUUGCGGAGUAAAGUCGGGAAGUUAGAGGAAGAGAAUAGUAACCUUCGUAGAGCAUGUAGUAACCAAGGUGGUAUUGGUAAUAAUAACAUCGAAGUUUUGCAACUAGAAGAUGACAGCUUGUUUAAUUUCCGAAAUGCUGACAGUAGAACUGUUGCUUUGUACAUUGUGAUUUUCACACUCAUAAUGCCUUUUAUAUUCUAUAAAUAUCUCGAUUACCUUCCACAAAGUAAGUCUCUAUCAAAAAGAUCUAAGAAUAACAAGGAGGAGGUUCCCUUGAAGAAGAGGAUUGCGUAUAUGGUGGAUGUAUUUUUCUCUGUUUAUCCUUACGCAAAGCUGCUAGCUCUACUAUUUGCAACCAUAUUUCUGAUAGGAUUUGGCAGCUUGGCGUUGUAUGCUGUCAGCGAUGGUAGCUUUGCUGAAGCUCUUUGGCUAUCAUGGACAUUUGUGGCCGAUUCUGGAAAUCAUGCGGAUAGGGUUGGCACUGGGCCGAGGAUUGUUUCUGUCUCUAUAAGUUCAGGAGGAAUGCUGAUAUUUGCUAUGAUGCUUGGACUUGUUUCGGAUGCCAUCUCAGAGAAAGUAGAUUCAUUACGGAAAGGGAAGAGCGAAGUUAUUGAAAAGAACCAUAUUCUAGUUCUUGGAUGGAGUGACAAAUUGGGCUCACUUUUGAAGCAGCUAGCCAUAGCAAACAAAAGUGUAGGUGGUGGUGUUGUUGUAGUACUAGCAGAAAGAGAGAAGGAGGAAAUGGAGAUGGAUAUAGCUAAGCUAGAAUUUGACUUUAUGGGAACUUCUGUUAUAUGCAGGAGUGGCAGUUCUCUUAUUCUGGCCGACUUAAAGAAAGUUUCAGUUUCUAAGGCACGGGCUAUCAUUGUAUUAGCAUCUGAUGAAAAUGCUGAUCAGAGUGAUGCACGUGCUUUAAGGGUUGUUCUCAGCCUAACAGGUGUUAAAGAGGGUUUGAAAGGUCAUGUUGUUGUAGAGAUGAGUGACCUUGACAAUGAACCUCUGGUGAAGCUUGUUGGAGGCGAACUCAUUGAAACAGUUGUUGCACAUGAUGUGAUUGGCCGUUUGAUGAUCCAAUGUGCUCUUCAACCCGGGCUUGCUCAGAUUUGGGAAGACAUAUUAGGUUUUGAGAAUGCAGAAUUUUACAUUAAAAGGUGGCCUCAGCUGGAUGGUCUGCGUUUUGAAGAUGUUCUUAUUUCAUUUGCUGAUGCAAUUCCUUGUGGAGUUAAGGUUGCUGCUGAAGGUGGGAAGAUUAACUUAAAUCCAGAUGAUCUCUAUGUUUUAAAAGAAGGAGACGAAAUCCUAGUCAUAGCUGAGGAUGAUGACACUUAUUCCCCAGGUCCUCUUCCAAAGAUACGUGGGGGUUCUUGUCCAAAACUAAUUGAUCCUCCAAAAUAUCCAGAGAAGAUACUAUUCUGCGGAUGGCGCCGCGACAUUGAUGACAUGAUUAUGGUUCUAGAGGCUUUUCUAGCUCCAGGUUCAGAACUUUGGAUGUUCAAUGAGGUACCAGAGAUUGAAAGGGAAAAGAAGCUUACUGAUGGUGGACUUGAUAUUUCUGGACUUGAGAACAUAAAACUGAUCCACCGUGAGGGAAAUGCUGUCAUUAGACGGCAUCUGGAGAAUCUUCCUCUAGAAACUUUUGAUUCUAUAUUAAUUCUUGCAGAUGAGUCAUUAGAAGAUUCUGUUGUGCAGUCUGACUCGCGAUCUCUUGCUACCCUUCUUCUCAUUCGAGAUAUACAGUCAAAGCGUCUCCCGUACAAAGACACAAAGACAACUUCUUUACGUCAUUCUGGGUUCUCUCAUAGCUCUUGGAUACGUGAAAUGCAACAAGCUUCUGACAAAUCAAUAAUUAUUAGUGAAAUCCUGGAUUCUAGGACUAGAAAUCUGGUCUCGGUAUCCAGAAUCAGCGAUUAUGUUCUAUCAAAUGAACUUGUAAGUAUGGCUCUAGCAAUGGUGGCUGAAGACAAGCAAAUUAAUCGUGUUCUUGAGGAACUGUUUGCGGAGGAGGGGAAUGAGAUGUGUAUUAAGCCUGCAGAAUUCUACCUAUUUGAUCAGGAAGAGCUUUGUUUUUACGAGAUAAUGAGGAGAGGCCGUCAGCGAAACGAAAUUGUGAUUGGCUAUCGUCUUGCAAUUGCAGAACGUGCAAUAAUUAACCCUCCAGAGAAGUCGAUACCAAGGAAAUGGUGCCUUGAGGAUGUUUUCGUUGUCAUCUCCUUUGGGGAAUGACAAGAAACAAUCAACCAUCACUGAUGCUGCAGUUUCACUAGUAAUGGACUCUCUCCCGUUGUCCCUUAGUGGUAGAGAGAUCGGCUAUUAACUGACUGGUGGUAGGUGCGAAACUUAAGGCGAGCUGCCAAAAUUGUCUCCUCUUGAUUUCAGAUAGGUACAUUAUAAUUUGUAACUCAAAAAGUUUACUCUAGAAAUAAUUGGCUGAUAUAGAUAAGCUGUAGAUCACAAUCUUUCAGAUUCUGAUUCUUGAAAAACUGUUGUUGUAAAAUUGUAACAUGUUAGUCAAUAGUCACUAAAUGAGCUGAUCUUUUGUAUUGGUCAAAAAAUUAUCCGGUUCUUUAUAUAUUGUACUAGUUAGAGUGAUUUUGUUUAA
Messenger RNA from Mercurialis annua (annual mercury), 3334 nucleotides. RefSeq names its product ion channel DMI1. Gene Ontology annotation, biological process: monoatomic ion transport. The record is from RefSeq and is a predicted model, not a curated record. Bases 109 to 2958 code for a protein of 949 amino acids. The transcript has 12 exons. NCBI's taxonomy places the organism in Eukaryota, Viridiplantae, Streptophyta, Magnoliopsida, Malpighiales, Euphorbiaceae.